AUGCAAGCCCUCGAGUCGGUCCUGGAGUAUGGACCACUUGUCAUUCUCCUUCCACUAUCAAUACGACCUGCGUUGCAGGACCGGCUCUUGUCCGAAUCAAUAUGCAUCGUUGCGCUCCCAGAAAGCGGUCGCAGCAUCCAAGCGGCUCACUUUUGGUCAAACUUAUCCAGCAAGGUAAACAGCGCCAGCCUUGUCAGCCUGCAUAGCAUGAUGAAUGUCUUAUUUCGCCGUACAAACUCACUCGAGCGAUUCGACGACGAGCGACCGAACGAUCCCGACAUCAGCAGUGCGCCUUGGACCACCCCUCCACGCUCCCAGAAUCUUCCACCGCUAUCUGGGAGCGUCGACUCCUAUUCUGACGAGUACCACCAAGUCCAUAUCUGA
Akanthomyces muscarius is the source of this 384-nucleotide messenger RNA. RefSeq lists its product as uncharacterized. Lineage: Eukaryota; Fungi; Ascomycota; Sordariomycetes; Hypocreales; Cordycipitaceae. The coding region runs from base 1 to 384 and encodes 127 amino acids. The record is from RefSeq and is a predicted model, not a curated record. The transcript is spliced from 3 exons.